Messenger RNA from Pocillopora meandrina, 3611 nucleotides. Lineage: Eukaryota; Metazoa; Cnidaria; Anthozoa; Scleractinia; Pocilloporidae. The record is from the annotation of a GenBank genome assembly.
CCAGAGAGGCCAGACCAUUCAUUAUUGGACCUAAGGAACAUGUAUGAAUCUAAAGACAAAAUAACUUUCCUUAUUACAGAUAAUGUCAAGUAAAGUAAACCAGGUGUGUCUAAUCCUCAGUUAGACUUUGAGGCUUUUGAAAAACCAAGCAUUUGUGUAUUUGUAACACUGAAAGAAUAUAUUUCACGGACUCAUGCUCUUAUGACUGACUCUCAGUCAAAAUUAUUACUUAGUUAUAUCAAACCCUACCACCAAGUUAGUAUAGGUAUGAUGUUAUAUGUUGGGUUCACCAAGUUCUGUUUUUUAGCGGACCUUGAUAAAUCCAUCUAUGUGCUGCAUAGCACUGGAGCAGCUUCAGUUUCUGCGGCCAGUAAGUCAUCUGCUAGCUUACAUGAUAUUUUACAGACCACAGGAUGGUCAUCUGCAUAUUUUUUUGCAAAAUAGUACAAUAAGCCCAUAACUUCAACCUCUACAUAUGCAAUGUCAGUGUUAUCUGAAUUUUCAAACAAAUAGAAAUUUCUGGUUGGGGUUCAUACGCAUGUCUCUUUGAAAUUUCAUGGGAUCUCUCUCAGCAUGGUAUUGGGUGACAUGCCCAUUAAGCAUUGACUUUGAAAACUGAUUGGCGCAUGUACUUCCUAUCUCAUGUAAUUACAAUCAAACUCCAACUUUCAGUUAAGUCUCGUUUAAUCUUUAAAUUGAACCUCAUGUCACAAGAGAAAAGAAGGCUACUGCCUAAUGUGACUUUUUUUUAUCUAAGGCCCUAUAUGGCUAUAUUAACAUGAAUGUCCAUUCUUACCUAGAUUUUUAUUCAGAGGUUGACCGAUUUUCAUUAAGAAAUAGGACAAGUUAACCUUAAAAAAGAAGUAUGCUGGAAAAAUGUCUUAAAAUAUAGCUUUUUUCAUAGAAUAUGUGAUAGUUAAAAUCUCUUACCAAGAGAAACUCCGAGAAUAUAUUAAAGACUAGAGCUAAGAAAUUUCUGUUAGAGUCACGAGUACUUAAUUUGAUCUGAUUAUUUCUGUCUGUCCUGUUUUCUGGAUGUUACAUAUGUUUUUGUCAGACGGAAAUACCUCAAAAAUAACUUUGUGGUAAUCUCUUUUAUUGGAUAAUUAAUAGACAUUUUUACAUCAUAGUUCUAUUAUUAUUAGAUUCAAUUUAAAUUCGGACUCAGAGUUUUUGAGAAGUAAUUCAUCUAUUCAUCUAAUUAUUCAUAUUUUUAUCUUUUUUCUAGUUUACAUAUAUAUAUAUACAUACAUACAUACAUACAUACAUACAUACAUACAUACAUACAUACAUACAUACAUACAUACAUACAUAUAUAUUUAUAAUAUGGUGAUCUGUCUUUGUUUUCUUUGUAUUCCUAACGAUCCUUUGCUUUUCCAAUGUGGGAUUACCUUGAGGCAAGGGCAAUAGUUUCCUCGCUUCUUUAAUGUAGAGCAGAUCAAGAGAAAAGUCUAAAAUCAGUUACAAGGAAAAGCAAAGGUUUAAAGGCAGCAUGUUACUAGUAUAUAGUAUUUGUGUGCAAACCCCUCUAUAUGUCCUCUCCACCUUCCUUGCUGCUGCCCCUGAAGGGAGCAUAUAAGUUGGAAGUGUUUCCGCAUUGCUGCAUGGUGAAGAUGCCACACACAUUGCACAGCUUUUGCGAGGAAACCAUUUAAAAACCGGUAAUAGUAAACAAUGGUUCCCAUUUUCGAUUGUCAGAAACCUGUUGGUCAACUAUUGGCCGACAGGUAACCAACACAUUGCUGACACAUUACUGACAGUCAGUCAACAGUGUUAAAUAGACCAAAAAUUGAAUUGAAAAAACAGAAUAAAAAACUUUUCCAGUGGAAAACAGUAUAUAGAAACCCGUUGAUUGCACUGUUUGUACCUAUAUACUUGCUGCUUUUUAAAUGGUGAAAUAGGCUAGUUUGACCCAUCUCCGGGCCUUACGUACCAAUAUUUAGUAGUAAAUUUAGAGCCUAUAUCUUAUAUCCUUGUUUGUACACAAAACGGCGGCUUUCUCCAUUUUGUGGUAAGAAAUAAGCAAAGCCAAAAGUAGUUUUUUAAUCGCCCCAAAAUGCAUUGCUAAACUAUAGUUGACAGUUCUUCAUGUGCGUCUGAUUAAUAAUCCCUUUUUUCCUAUUGACAGGUCUUAGUGCAGUCUGCUAUCGUUUUUUUUUGUUGUUGUCAGUGUAUUUUAUCAAGUGAGGUAUUAAAGUAUAUUCUUUUAGAGUCUUGUUAAACUUUGUUUCAUUUCAUUUUUAAAACACAGCAAUGCAUUGGUCAUCGACUUUUUUUAUUUGGUGGCUCCUAAAGGAGCUGUUUGUUUGGGCUUGAACUAAACGAACUUAGUUCAGUGGAAAGAUCUCCGCUAUGUGGGACAACAUGUGAUGGAACCUGUCUCCCAGGUUCCCCUCUUGAUGGAGUUUAUUCCAGUUGAACUCAUCAAGGUAUCCUGGCAGUUUGGCUUUGGUCGUCCUAUUCAAUGCCUUCAGCUUCAGUUUACUUGACAGCAGAGGCCCUCUAUGGCGUUGCUGUAUGCUCCAGUUUAAGGGUCAACAAAGUUUUCCGAGUGAUUGACCAUCAGGUGGAUGUAGCUUACAUCGUUCAAGGUAAAGUAUGGUGACAACUUGUCAGAAAUGAUCACCAGACUCGUGCUCUUGUCAGGUAACCAAGGUCUCUCAUUGGUGAUCUGGAAUGAAAAAAACUAGCAUUCUCCCAGUAUCUUGCUCUACCAUUCAAAACAACCACUGCCCCCCAGAAACAUGUCCACGGUUGUACUUUCGCUUGUUGCUAAACAUUGACUCAUUAAUCUCCACUGUAAUUCCUCUGCUGCCUAACUUGAAGUUACCAUUUAAAAUUUACAUGGAGCAGAUGUUGCAGAUCUUACCCUGCACUGUCAUGAUGGUUCAAAAUGAUAAUCUGGUUAGCAAAGAGAGUCUUUUGUUGGAUUCACCAAUGGACCACAGGUAAAUGACAUACAACCAUUGUGCAAGUCGAAUAUUCAAGUCUUCAAAGAAAGAUCCAACCCUGACUGAUCUAUGCUUUCUGCAGUUAUUCGAUGGACAUUCCCAGAUGUAACCAUCAGUAGUGUUCUGUCUUUCUGUUAAAAUCAUCUGUGUGCUACACACACAUUCACACUGGGAUGCAAGAAAACAAUGAUGAACCACGAAUGUGAAAAUGGAUUGAAAAAUUCUAAAUCAGCGCAAGUAACUCAAAAUGAUUCGUGACUGAAAUGAGUGGGAUUUUUAAUGCUGAUUUCUUUUCAAACUUUGGUCCCAUAAAAAUCGUCCGAUCAAAAUGUUUGUUUAUUUACAAUUCAUUGGACAAAAAUAUCUCUCGUGGGAUCUCUCAUAGGUAUUAAUUGUAAUGUUCCUGUUGCUAAUGAUCACUUCUUGCACUUAUGCAAACACAGCAGGAGUUCAUCACAAAGAGUUCUCAAAUGUACUGCAUGUGCAGGCGACCACUUCAGACUGCACUGUUUAGUCCUUUGUAACAGCUGCAGUGGCAACAAAAGAAGAUGCAAUUGCCAAUCUCAGCCUCCUUUGCAAAAGAAAAGGACCCAGGAAGCCUGCAGCACAUUUUUGCAAAGCAACGAUCCAGCGACAGACUACAGGAGACUGUAUUAUUAA